Perognathus longimembris pacificus (Pacific pocket mouse) is the source of this 1164-nucleotide messenger RNA. It is a transcript of the gene Lta, whose product is annotated as lymphotoxin alpha. Lineage: Eukaryota; Metazoa; Chordata; Mammalia; Rodentia; Heteromyidae. The coding region runs from base 4 to 594 and encodes 196 amino acids. Gene Ontology annotation, biological process: immune response. The transcript has 3 exons. The record is from RefSeq and is a predicted model, not a curated record. Gene Ontology annotation, molecular function: tumor necrosis factor receptor binding. Gene Ontology annotation, cellular component: membrane.
AUCAUGACACCACCUGGACGUCUCCACCUCCUGGGGGUGCACGCCCCCCCUGUCCUCCUCUUCCUGGGGCUGCUUCUACUGGCCCCACCACCAGGGGCCCAGGGCCUCCCUCGUACGGACCGGUCUUCUGAUCCGUGUCCCCACCAGGCUUCUUUCUCUGGCACCUUUAAACCUACUGCUCACCUCAUUGGAGACUCACUGAUCCCCAAUGUGCUAAGCUGGACAGCGGCCACAGACCACACCUUUCUCCAUGGCUUCUCUUUGAACAACAAUUCCCUCGUGGUCCCCUCCACUGGUGUCUACUUCAUCUACUCUCAGGUGCUUUUCAGUGGCAAUGGCUGUCCCAAUGAUGACAUCCCUCUCUUCCUGACCCAUGAAGUACAACUCUUCUCCUCCCAGUACCCCACCCACAUGUCUAUCCUCAGUGCCCAGACAUCUCUAUGCCCGGGGAUGGAAGGACCAUGGAUGCGUUCACUGUAUGUGGGCGCUGUGUUCUUGCUCAAUCAGGGGGACAAGCUAUCCACUCAGACACAUGGCAUCUCCCAUCUAGCCUUAAGGCCCAGUGGCGUCUUCUUUGGAGCUUUUGCCCUGUAGACCUUGGAAAAGUCCAGGAAGGAGAAAGAAAGAAAUCUAGUUCAAGGCUUUCUCCCUAUUUAUCUCCAUUCUGACCGUUUCAAGGGUCACAGUAACUCUCCUUUGCCCCCCCUCCUAAUAGUCUCAAGACUUCAACGCCCAUUACCUGGGGCUUGCCAGGCACUCCAGGGGGCCAGCACCUCCAUGAAGCACCCUGAUACUCUGCUGAGGAUUUCAAACCUGCCUAGAAAUCCCUAGAGCAGAGCUAUGUGUCUGUCCUGCUUGUCUAGGUCAGUCAAGCAUGGACAUGAAGCUGACACAGAGAACUUGGGAAGAUGACAGGGAGAGAGAACUAUUUAUCAAGAGGGAAACUAAGUUAUUUAUUUAUGGGGGAUGAUGGAGAGAGAGAGAGGAGCAAUAGAAAGGCAUCAGGAUGACAAGAGAGAGUCUAGAAAUGAAGAAGGAGAAGGCAUGGGGCUUCCCUAAGGAGGGGAGGGAGAGAAAAGUAGAUCUGAGGGACUGAGGGGUUCUAAAAGGAAGCAAAAGGCUAGCCAUUGCUUGACUAGAUGCCCACAAGAGCCAUCUGCACCC